Actinia tenebrosa (Australian red waratah sea anemone) is the source of this 3540-nucleotide messenger RNA. RefSeq lists its product as uncharacterized. NCBI's taxonomy places the organism in Eukaryota, Metazoa, Cnidaria, Anthozoa, Actiniaria, Actiniidae. Gene Ontology annotation, cellular component: membrane. The record is from RefSeq and is a predicted model, not a curated record.
AGAAGACAUUAGCCUACGUCACAUCCGGAAUUUCUUCGUAGAUACGGACUAGGAAAGAAAAGGUCGUGUGGAAGCAACACAGGCUACAAGACAUCAGCGCGUCGAAAAAUCACGGUAGAUCGAAKGGAUUUGUUUCACUAAAAACGCUUAAUCGGCAAAAGUUCUAAAAAUGCCCGCUCUGAACAUCAGUCCCGACAUUGCUUACUUGAAGACCCCGCAAGCAAUACUGAAGAUCGUUCAAAUUGUCACAUUGCUGAUUGCUUUUUCUUGCAUCACGGAUUGCUGCGAUGGAGGGAAACCUUACGCUCUUUCCUUCUUGUACACCAACUUCGGACGAGGACAAGGGACAGUAUUAGACUAUUCUGAUCAUAUUAGGAAUACAUCUUUCUUCCUGGCCGUCACCAUUUUUGGCUGGCUGCUUGUCGUCUUCUUGUUUGUCUUUUUCUUUUUCAAACUUCACGAGAGGUUCAAACAAAUCAAGUGGGAAAUGGUGGUAAUGAUCAUCAGUAUUGUGUGGUCUGUGUUGCUCUUACUGAGCUGUUCACUCAUGGGGAACAUCUCCAGCACAGUCUUUCCCUUACGACCCACGGAAUCUUCAAGCGAUGACGGUGAUACUCCAGGUGGAGUUAACUUUUUGAAAAAAUACGUGGAUACAUUGGUCGCUGGCGUGGUUUUUGGUUUCUUUGCUACGAUUGCUUUCAUCGUCGACGCUGCCUUGCAUUUCUGGCAAUUUUGGUCCAAAAGGAGAUCUGGUAACAACGGUUCCACCGACAACCCAGCCGUAACCAAGGUAGCAGAGAAUCCUGGGCCGUCGACGAUGCAAAACCAGACACAACAACAGGUCCCUCCAGUACAGACACUUGGAGCUCCGCCUAGAUACGAUGCACUAACCAAUCUCCCGGGACAGAUACCAAAUACUGCGGGACAGAUGCCAAAUACUGCGGGACAGAUGCCAAAUACCGCGGGACAGAUGCCAAAUACCGCGGGACAGACCGCCCUAAACCCUGCAGGACAGACAGUGGUCAUGUAUCCUCCAGGACAACAAUAUCAAGCCGCUUCGGGACAGCCAGCGCAAAUGUGGCAAGUGGCCUAAUGUAGGCAAGCAGAUACUAGUAGCUGGUUGAUAAACUUACUAGUAAAGUGAAUCGUCAUUUAACAGGAUUUAAGGUAGCUAAGUGUAGCUGUAUUCUUCGGCAUCAGUAGUAAGUACACAACAAGUCACAAGGCAUAAUAGAAGCCUCCCAACUCACGUCACUUCAACACUGCAAGGACGUACGGUUGUCCGUUGCACUGCAGUGGAACACUGUUUUGGUAUUGAUGGUUUUCACGACGACCAUGUUGGAGGAACUUAACAAAAGAAUUGUCAAUGAAUUAUUUUGUUAUUUCCUCCAACAUGGGCACCGUGUCUUUUGUUAUUUAAUUCUCUUGGGAGUGGUUGAAAACCAUCAAUUACGAUGCCCCUCCCUACCCCGGUAGAGGGGGGACUAUACGAUAGAGCUUUUAAGUUGUGGCGUAUUUCCGGGUUCAACUGCUCACAAAAACCUCUAAAAUAAAGCGAAAAAUGUUGUCAAUGAAUUAACCUUCACCUAAAACAAUUAGAACUUUGGACAACAAAUCCUGUAAUGAGUAAAAACCCGGAAGUCGUUUGGACCGGAAGUCGUUUGGACCCGGAAAGUCGUUUUCCAUACGAUUGACGUCACACUUACUGUAAAAACUCUAUUGUAAAGGCGCAAUUACGAGCAGCAAUUUUCUCUGCAACUUGUUUUGCAACACAAGUUGCAUGGACUCAUUGCAGCGUGUAACCUACAUCUUAAUUUGAAAAAUGUUGCGAGACAAGUUGCAGCAAUCACUGCGAAAAGUGUAAUCUCGCCUUAAAAGGGUGGGGAUGCUCGUCGUGUGAUACCUCUAAGGGUGCCACAUUGAAUUAAAAGGACAAGCAGAGAGUAAGCCAGUACCUCUUAGGGUAUUUGUCAGGAAUUAUAUGAUUAGAUACCUAAGAUUAUAUUAAUGACUUGUCAAUUAGACAWUGGAUAGUUCAGGACUCUUAAAAAUAUCUUAAUGGCAAUGUGCGGGCUAAGCCUCGAAUCUAGGAGUUGCUUGUCUACUUUUGUUUUGAUAUUUUGGCAAGAGUYGUGAAUUGAUAUCUUUUGGGGGUAAAAAUCAUUAGUUGCCACACCCACCUGGACAAGACUCGGGUACCUUUUAGGGGUCAUUUUCAAAAUUUGCGACKAGUCCCCCUCCCCGGGGACCCUCCCUCAUGGAACCGCUCAAUUUGGCUUCCUUUUUUUCCAACUCCUUUCGUCCCUUGCCUUUGUGAUUGUCUAACAAGGUCAUCUCCUGUUAUAGGAAGGAGAUCCGAGGCUGAUCCAUGCAGGUGAUAGAAUCAUUAAUAAUAUGAUUUAGCGAUAAGUGCACGUUGUUGUUUGAAUCCUUAUGCGAGGAAAUCAGUACUGCAAAACAAACCGUUUUCAGGUUAGGUUAGGGAGGGUGAUAGCAUUUUCGUAAGAACAAACAACAAAGAAUAUAUGAUAGGAAAAUUAGUAGCAGUGCCAUAUUUUACUCAGGGGUGGAUCCAGGGGAGGGUUGCAGGGGGUGCGCACCCCUCCCUGGUUCCACUUUGUGCCCCUACUUCGAAGAUAACCAAUACUGAUUUUUCCCUUUGAUUCUAAGUUGUGCACCUCUCCCUGGGUUAACUUUGUGUGCAGCACCCCUCCCUGAACAAAAUCCUGGAUCCGCCCCUGAACAYUGUGAACAUAAAGGAUUCAAGAUUGCAAUGCAAGUAUGCUUUAUAGCCAUCAUGCUUAUUUUCCUGCCCCCUCUCCUCCCCCUUGAGGAGAAAACAUUUUCUCCCUAGGGGUGGAGGGAGAGGGGAACUCUGCCUACAGUUUAAUAUACUUUGGAUUUUUUAGAGUUAUCAUGAUUACAAAAUCCAGAUUUGUCAAUAAUAGCAAUUUGGAUUGUCUAUGGUUGAGCUAGUAUUUACAGCUUUUCUAGGCUCUGUUCAUUAAUACAGCUUGCUUACAGUAGCCUGCUUAGCAGCCCAGUGGGGUGGGGGCAGAAGGAACAAUGAGCACCCAUCCUCCUAUAUUUUCCUAUACUUAUAGACAUGUGAUGUCAAAGUAGCUCAAUUUGGAGGACAAAACAAAAGAAUUUCAAUCUCCUGAGAAUUGGAAACCUAUUGUUAUAUCCUCCAAAUUAAGCUUCAUUCUAGAUCCGACGUGCUGCAAGGGGUCUAUUAGGCUGCUAUGCAGGCUAGCUGAAAGUGACAAAAGCAUGAAAGAAAURUCAUGGAUGAGAAUGACAUUGCUAUGGGCAAGUGCUUCUCUUUUUUUUUGUAGCUUGAAAAAGAACCCCAUUUUAUUYGUUUUAGAAAUAAGAGAUGUGAUUAUAAUGUUGUAGGUUUUAAAUGMUGUUUUCUUUCACAAAGUCAUCUGCACAUGCAUAGAUGCUUAAGUACAGUUCUCAACCAACAGUUCUUGACCAAUCAGAGUGUACAUAGCAAGGUAACUUAUAGAAUAAUAAAAUGAGGUGAYCUUUUUA